UAAUACGCGAACAGGAAAACGACGGACGACAAUCGACGACGACGCACCCUCUCUCCCACCCGACGUACUUCCCACCCACCCCAGCAACACAGGGCCAUUCAGACAUCAUGGCUUCCGUCCCGAGUGUGCAAUGCUUCGGCAAGAAGAAGACGGCCACCGCUGUCGCCCACUGCAAGCAAGGCAAGGGUCUCAUCAAGGUCAACGGCCAGCCCCUCUCUCUGGUCCAGCCUGAGAUCCUCCGCUUCAAGGUCUACGAGCCCCUCCUGAUCGUCGGUGCCGACAAGUUCGCCGGCGUCGACAUCCGCGUCCGCGUCACCGGUGGUGGUCACACCUCCCAGGUCUACGCCAUCCGCCAGGCUAUCGCCAAGUCCAUCGUCGCCUACUACCAGAAGUACGUCGACGAGCACUCCAAGAACCAGCUCAAGCAGGCUCUUGUCCAGUACGACCGCACACUCCUCGUCGCCGACAACCGUCGCACGGAGCCCAAGAAGUUCGGUGGUCGCGGUGCUCGUUCCCGCUACCAGAAGUCCUACCGUUAAACGGCUCCCCAAUUCUUCUCGGUAUUCUUUUGCCUGUUUAUAUUCACUUUUUCUUCCGCUUCCGUGGCUGCUUCUCUUUUCUUGUCACGAAUCCAGGAACAAGUGGGCUCGGUCCGGAGAGAAGUGUUUUUCAAAAAAGUUGUUUGCUUCUUCCGCCCCCUCUCUCCAUUUUCUGAUCUCUUCAGGCAUGGGCGCGGGCUGGUAGACGGGUAAAAAGGAUACGCAGAAUGGUGUCGUCUUAACGGUUUGUACUCUGGGGUGGAGAGAGAUCUGGUGCGGUGUGGUCCCAUGUCCGCCACUGGACAAUUCGAUCAUAGAGGAAGGUCUGGGUUGUCACAGUGGUUGUAUGGAUUGAAACGGUGCAAUGCUGGCUCUGAAAUUAGUAUAGGCCAGGAUUAUCUGAAAUAUCACCC
Molecule: messenger RNA, 952 nt
Organism: Aspergillus aculeatus ATCC 16872
Lineage: Eukaryota; Fungi; Ascomycota; Eurotiomycetes; Eurotiales; Aspergillaceae
Product: 40S ribosomal protein uS9
Exons: 4
Coding region: 108-539 (143 amino acids)
Biological process (GO): translation; maturation of SSU-rRNA from tricistronic rRNA transcript (SSU-rRNA, 5.8S rRNA, LSU-rRNA)
Cellular component (GO): ribosome; cytosolic small ribosomal subunit
Molecular function (GO): RNA binding; structural constituent of ribosome
Source: RefSeq, a predicted model, not a curated record